UGUCACCCGGAAGUACUUUACCUGCUGUUUUUGUUUGGAGCUGACCGCGGCGCGCGGACGCUACAGCGUCACCGUGCGUCUGUGGGCGGCAGGAUGAGUUUACGGAGGCAAGCAUGAGUACUGCAGCUAAAGUCAUGUCGAAGUUCCGUCUGGCUGUGGUCCAGCUGCAGGUGACCCGCGUCAAGGCGGACAACCUGAGUCGGGCCCGGAGGCUGGUGAAGGAGGCGGCGGACGAGGGUAGCAAGGUGGUGCUGCUGCCGAAAUGGUCCACAGAAGCUCAGUCCCAUCUGGGGUCUUCUCACCUGCCUCUGAAUCAGGAAUGCUUCAACUCUCCGUAUGGGACCAGCUUCUUCCCCACAUAUGCGGAGAGAAUCCCAGGAGAAUCCACCCAGAUGCUGUCGGAGGCAGCAAAGGAGAGUGGCGUGUACCUAGUGGGAGGAUCCAUUCCUGAGGAGGAUGGUGGGAAGCUGUAUAACAGCUGUGUCGUGUUCGGCCCCGAUGGAGGAAUGAUUCUCAAACACAGGAAGAUUCACCUGUUUGACAUCAACAUUCCAGGAAAAAUCUGCUUCCAGGAAUCUGAGACGCUUAGUCCUGGCAACAGUCUGUCCAUGUUUGACACACCAUACUGUAAAGUGGGUGUGGGGAUCUGCUACGACAUGAGGUUUGCAGAGCUCGCUCAGCUCUACAGCCGGAGCGGCUGCCAGCUGCUGGUUUAUCCCGGAGCCUUCAACAUGACGACGGGUCCGGCCCACUGGGAGCUCCUGCAGAGGGCCAGAGCUCUUGAUAACCAGGUGUUUGUGGCCACAGCCUCACCUGCCAGAGAUGAAACUGCGUCCUACGUGGCCUGGGGUCACAGCACCGUAGUUAACCCUUGGGGAGAGGUGAUCUCCAAGGCUGGAGCUGAAGAAACAAUCAUCUUUGCUAACAUCGACCUGCAACAUUUGGCCGAUGUGCGGCAGCAGAUCCCGAUCACGUCCCAGCGCCGGAGCGACCUCUACAGCGUGGCGUCGGUGCAGGCCGGAUCUGGCUGAACGCUUCAGCUCAUUUCAUGUUCCUCAAAUAAAUAAAUCAGAGUUUAAUGAUCAUUUUAAUUCUCAUCCAGGAGGUUUGGGAUUGAGUUAAUCGUUGACAUGUUUGCUUUAGUGUUGAUGGUGUGAUCUCAUCUGAUGAUUGACCUGAUGCGUUAUCAGAAGAGAAGCAGUGGUUGGAGGAGUUUUAGCACCAACCUCCACCAGGGAGUUCCCAUCAUGCAUUGCAGCGAUGUAUCUCUCUCCUCUGUAAUCUUUAGUCUUGUUAGCGGUUGAGUUUAUGGUUGCAUCAGACUGUUCAGCUGCAGUUUACCCAGUCUGGACUUCAACAUUUGGUGCUAAUUUAGAUUAUUACUCCUGUCAGGAGCUUUGACUCACCUGGCUGUCCACCGAUGGAGGACAGCCCCCCACCGAGACCGUAUAACACCAGACAGCAGACCUGCACUGCAGUCGGUUGUUUUAAGUGUCACACAAAAACAGUCUCAGACCAUCAAAUCAAACAUACUUUAAACAUCUUGUUUAUGAACUGUUGGAAAACCGAUUCUUGCAGCUUUUAUAAUCUCAGAAAUACAGUAAAAAUGCAGCUUUGUGGA
Messenger RNA from Nothobranchius furzeri (turquoise killifish), 1621 nucleotides. It is a transcript of the gene nit2, whose product is annotated as nitrilase family, member 2. The record is from RefSeq and is a predicted model, not a curated record. Gene Ontology annotation, molecular function: omega-amidase activity. NCBI's taxonomy places the organism in Eukaryota, Metazoa, Chordata, Actinopteri, Cyprinodontiformes, Nothobranchiidae. Gene Ontology annotation, biological process: L-glutamine metabolic process; oxaloacetate metabolic process. Gene Ontology annotation, cellular component: mitochondrion.